AGUCAGUGUCAGUGAUGGAGGGACAUUCUGUGACUCUACACACUCAUCUCACUCACAUACACACACAUGACAAGAUCGAGUGGAGGUUUAAAAACAUCCGCAUCGCCAGAAUCAAGAGAUCAGUUAACAUUAAUGCAACAUAUGAUUAUAAUGAGACUGAGAUAUUCAGAGACAGACUGAAGAUGAACAAUCAGACUGGAGAUCUCACCAUCACACACAUCACAUCUCAACACUCUGGACUUUAUCAGCUAGAGAUCAUCACUGGAGAUAAGCGGACGAUCAAGAGUUUCAACAUUACUGUUAAUGCUCCCAGAACCGUCAGUAUCACUGAAUCUACACAAACUCCAUUGUCAACAGCAAGUUCCAGUCUGUCAGAUAAAGUGAAAACAGAUUCAGGGAUGGAGAGAGUUUCUGUCACUCUACACAUCGUGCAUGUUACUGUUUAUGGAGAAAGUUCUAGUGUGCCAGCAGAAGAUCCCACACAAGCAGGGAAAACACUGAUCUAUGGUUGUGCUGUUGUUGGAUGUGUGAUGAUCGUAACGGCACUUUUGAUGUUCUGCAUCUGCGGGAAACACUCAAACACACAACCACACGAUAAGACCUAUGAAGAUGAGUUCACUUACACAAAUCUAACAUUCUACCAAGAAAACACACAGCCAAAGGAAAUCAUGGACUUCCUUGACAGGCAAGCUGAAUCAGAAAUGACAGAGGUGGUUUACACAUGUUACAACAUUAGAAAGGAUCGAUCUCGUCUGUUAUCUGACCAAUGAUGCAUAGAAACUACACCUGUAAUUUCACAUCUGUUUUAUAUCGUUGGUUAUGAUCUUGCACGUUGUAGCUUUUUUGUUUGGUCUUACAUGAAUAAACCAACACAACCACUAUUAACGAAAAAAAAGACAACUGGUAGAGCAUUGUGCUAACAACUCAAAGGUCAUAGGUUUGAUCCCAGUGAACGCACAUACUGAUAAAAGACAUUAACAGCUGGUAAAAUAAAUAUUGAAUAUGUCACCAUUUUUUCUCAGUAAAUAUACAUACAUGAUAUUUUCACCAGAUGUCGUUAACAUCCCAAAUAAUCCAUACAUACAACGAAAACAAAACAAAUAAAUUCAUAGAUUAAGGUAUGUAUAAUAAAAUGGAAUUUCCCAGAUAGCACAUGUGCUUCUGUAAGAUGUCUGCUAAAGAUCUGGGCAGGGUUUCCCGAUAACGAUGGAUCUUAGCACUUAAGAGCGUUUUCUACGAGCCACUUUGCUAACGUUAGUCAUCGUUUCACUUGCUUUAAGUGCUACUUACGAGUCGCUAUCUGUUUUUUUUGUGCUGAAAUGUCACCUUAUACCAGGGGUUUUCAAACUUUUCGUGCCAAGGACCCCCAAAUAUGCUUAACCUUUCACGAGGGACCCCCUUUCUAAAAUACAUAUCCAUUUUUUGUAUAAAGAAGUAUUUAAACUGUUAUACAAAUAGUACGUGUGAUAUUAUAAAGACAACAUAUUGUUUGUAAAAGUUAAACUGGAAUAAUCUUCAGAAUAGAGUUUUACAACUUUUGCUGUCUUUAGCUUAUCAAAAAAUUUCAGGGGACCCCUCAAACCAUUCUGGGGGUCCCCGGACCCUAGUUUGAAAACCCCUGCCUUAUACAAUGGCUCGUUGUAGCACGCGCUUGUUUUCGAAAUGUUAAGGCUAAUUAUUUUCACCCGAUGUGCAUGUGGUAGGUGAAUAUUGUUUAAUGUUGUUUAACAUAUGUUUUGUGCAAGGUGUAAUACUUUUUCUAUGUGUAGAUACACUUAUCUACUGUAAUUGUGCGAUGU
This is a messenger RNA of Triplophysa rosa, 1799 nucleotides long. RefSeq lists its product as uncharacterized. The transcript is spliced from 8 exons. NCBI's taxonomy places the organism in Eukaryota, Metazoa, Chordata, Actinopteri, Cypriniformes, Nemacheilidae. The record is from RefSeq and is a predicted model, not a curated record. The coding region runs from base 15 to 770 and encodes 251 amino acids.